UUGAGUUUUGCUUGAACGACCGUGCCCGAUUCUUUUUUUUUUUGGUGUUUAGAGUGAUGAGAAUCGACAUUAAAAUCACCUGGAAUCGGAAGGGGAGCUCUAACCACUAGAGUUAUCCGUGCCCAACUCUAAUACAGUAUAUGUGGAAGUUUAUGGAAACGAAAAUGAUGGUUUAGUAUGUGGUUGCUUAGUUUAACUCCCUCAGUCCCUCUCCCUCCUGUUGAAUAUUCCUGUUUUCCCUCUAUCAAAUUCUUAACCACAAAAUCAAAUACGAAUAUUUCUCAAUUAUUUUUUAAGCAAAACCCCUUUCAAUCUAUAUUCUUCAGCAGCAUUGACGUUAACAACAAUAAUCUCCGCAAAAUCACAAGCUGCAGUCGUAUCACAAUGUCCGAAUCUCAUUCCAGGGUUUCAGUUUCAGUGGAAAGUGAUGGAAUUGGGUCAAUUGAUCCUAGUUGUACGGAGAUCAUCGUGGUUCGUCAUGGCGAAACUGAUUGGAAUGCUAUUGGCAAAAUGCAGGGUCAGUUGGAUGUUGAAUUGAAUGAGAUUGGGAGGCAGCAAGCGGUUGCAGUUGCUGAGAGACUAUCAAGGGAGCCUAAUAUAUCUGCUAUAUAUUCGUCUGAUCUGAAGAGGGCUCUUGAGACUGCAGAGGCAAUAGCAUCAAGAUGUGGUGGUGGACUUGAGGUUAUUAGAGACAAAGACCUGCGGGAAAGGCAUUUAGGAGAUCUGCAAGGACAUGUUUAUCAAGACUUAGCGAAGCUUAGCACUAAAGCUUAUGAAGCAUUUAAGUCUCAUAGAUCUGAUCAAGAAAUUCCGGGUGGUGGUGAAAGUCGUGAUCAGCUUUAUAAUCGUUGUACGUCUUUGGUUCAGAAAAUUGGUGAAAACCAUAGAGGGCAACGAGUAAUUGUAGUCAGUCAUGGGGGUGCCAUAAGAUCACUGUUUAACCGGGCUGCAGCCAAAGGACAACAUCCAGGGAAAAUAUCUAAUACAUCAGUUGGCAUAAUUCAGCUGUAUGAUGGGGAUUUGUGGUCCAUCAAAUCAUGGAAUGAUGCCAGUCACCUCAAGCAAACAGAAUUUCUCGAAUCAGCUUUUGGUGGGGAUGCUUCUUCAGGCUAGCCAAUAUUUGUGCUCUGAUUUAGACAUGAUGUAGUGCAAGAUUUGCGUAUUAAUUUUCACAUCAUUUGCUUACGACAUGUAGUUUUUUACCCUGGCCAUUUGUGUAACCAAGUAUUCUAACCGGGAAAUUUGAAUUAGGCCUGCUAAAGAGACAAUGCAGCUAUAUUGUAUGUGCUCUGAGUUGGAGACCGUGAACUGUAUAUUGCUGUAAAAACCCUCUUUGAUA
This is a messenger RNA of Chenopodium quinoa (quinoa), 1339 nucleotides long. Its product is annotated as phosphoglycerate mutase-like protein 4. The record is from RefSeq and is a predicted model, not a curated record. The coding region runs from base 178 to 1113 and encodes 311 amino acids. The transcript is spliced from 7 exons. NCBI's taxonomy places the organism in Eukaryota, Viridiplantae, Streptophyta, Magnoliopsida, Caryophyllales, Amaranthaceae. Gene Ontology annotation, cellular component: cytoplasm; cytosol. Gene Ontology annotation, molecular function: phosphatase activity.